This is a messenger RNA of Synchiropus splendidus (mandarinfish), 1867 nucleotides long. RefSeq names its product acyl-protein thioesterase 1-like. Gene Ontology annotation, molecular function: carboxylic ester hydrolase activity; palmitoyl-(protein) hydrolase activity. Lineage: Eukaryota; Metazoa; Chordata; Actinopteri; Syngnathiformes; Callionymidae. Bases 299 to 997 code for a protein of 232 amino acids. The record is from RefSeq and is a predicted model, not a curated record. Gene Ontology annotation, biological process: protein depalmitoylation. The transcript is spliced from 9 exons. Gene Ontology annotation, cellular component: cytoplasm.
GUCUGAGUGACACUUCAAAUAACCAAUGAAAUCGUCUCUUUGGGGUUGACGCCGACGCGUUGCUUGGUCGAUGCCAGUCACGUGACCAGCAAGGCGGGCGUACGCGGUGGCACACUGCUGUUAGCUAGUGUCAUUGUGAUCGAGCGGUCGCGUUAUUUCCAUCCAUUUUUAAAUUCCCUGCACCUUUUCUGAGGAUCUACAUUGGUGAGUGCGUCGUCUGAAGCCGCCACUGAAACGACAGCGCCUCGGAUUCCAGCUGGUGGUCGCCGACUUCCUCCUCCGUUGGUGUUAGCACUGUAUGUGCGGUAAUAACAUGUCGGCCCCUUUACCUGCCGUCGUGCCUGCUGCCCGCAAAGCCACCGCUGCGGUGAUCUUCCUGCACGGCCUUGGAGACACCGGACAUGGAUGGGCCGAGGCGUUUGCUGGAAUCAGGAUACCACAUGUGAAAUACAUCUUUCCACACGCUCUCAACAUGCCCGUCACCCUGAACAUGAACCUGUCCAUGCCCUCUUGGUUUGAUAUUUACGGCCUGAGCCCGGAAUCCAAAGAAGAUGAAAGCGGUAUCAAAAUGGCCUCUGAGAGAAUCAAAGCCAUGAUAGACCAGGAAGUGAAGAAUGGAAUUCCGUCCCACAGAAUUAUUCUGGGAGGGUUUUCACAGGGUGGAGCCCUGUCGCUGUACACAGCUCUGACGACUCAACAGAAGCUGGCUGGAGUGGUUGCUCUGAGCUGCUGGCUUCCUCUUCGCAAAACCUUCCCUCAGGAGUGUGCCAGUAGCUCCAACAAGGAGAUGCAUGUACUACAGUGCCACGGAGACGCUGACCCGCUGGUCCCCUUCGCGUUCGGCUCCAGCACGGCGGAGAUGAUGAAGACCCUCAUAAGCCCUUCCAACUACACCUUCAAGUCAUACCGGGGACUACCUCACAGCACCUGUCCCGAGGAGAUAGUGGACAUCAAGCAUUUCAUCGCGAAUCAGCUCCCUCCCCUCGGCGACGAGUAACUUUGGGAGCGGCCGCACUCUCCAUCAGCCCCUCGUUCUCCAGUCUGCUGAGCUCCCACAGACUGAAUUCCACGAUCCACUGACUAACUUGACAAUGACCUGCUCACGGUCGUAGAGCCAGAGGAGACUGAGGGCUGCUGGUCAGGCUCUGACACGGUGCUGCACUCUGACCUGGAGCCACACCAUCCUCCGUGUUACACUAGCGUAACGUUAGCUGCUUGAUUGUACAACUUUCCAUUGACAAGCCAUUUCCUGCUGGAAAUAAAGUACUGGAGUUACUAGGGCUACUCUUCAUGGUUUCAUAUCUUCAAUAAGGCCUGUUCUGUUUUCGCUUCUGCCAAGGAGGGCUUUGUCUGUCUCUUCGCAUAAUAACUGGAAACGCUGCCAUCAGGUUUCUUUUGAGGAAACCUUGGUACUGGACAAGGAACAGGUGGGUCCAUUUUCCUGGUGUUCUGGACGACCACAAGCUCCAGCAACGGUGCGCUACUGCCACCUGCUGUCUCAUUGAACUCAAUUGAAUUUGACAUUAUCUCUGGGCUAAUUCAAAAGCUACUAAAGGGAUGUAAAUAGUGGGUUAAAAAAGUGCAUGACAAAGGGUUGAAAAUGAGCUGCUUGGCGGAGCGCUGCGCUCUUUGACUACCUUUCUGGUCUCUGAAACAGUUUAGUUGACUGUUACACUUGAUUCCAUGUCAUUAUCGAGGAGUAAGCCUCGACUGUGUUGCUGCUUCUUCUAGGUUCAUGUCCUUUAAAUGAUCAGCGUAUGCAACUUUAAAAUCAUUUCAGGCUUUUGGACUGUUGGCAUUUUACUGGUUUUAUGAAUUUGGUCAACUGAAUUGUGGAAAAAGCGAAAACAUUAAACUCUAAUCUAAA